AUGGGGCCCAAGUUUCAAGAUUAUUACUCAAUUUUCUGCGGUUUGGGACAACAAUUCUCAAUGGAAACAAAACGGUUUAGAAACACCCGAGACAAAACAAUAAUUGUUUUACAUGACACUGAAACGGGAAGUCUUCAAGAAACAAUUGCUGCUUUAGAAGACGAAGGAUUAUCUGUUACAUAUAUUGUUGAUAUUGAUGGCCAAGUGUAUCAAUAUGUGAGAGAUUCUCGCCGUGCUUGGCAUGCAGGAAGUGGAAUUUGGAGAGGAGAUGGGCAACUCUGGAAAGAUUUGUGGACAUCAAAGAUGACCUAUGAGAAUCAAUCUAAAGUAUUGCUGAAUGCAACGAUCAAGGAUGACAAUUUGAAGACACAAGUUCAACAACUUUUGUACAAUCAUGGUUAUGGAACAGUGAAUGUCGGUGAUCCAUACGAUUCAACAACAAAAGGAAAAGUCACAACAGCUAUGGCUAUUCAGUCAUUCAAUCGCAAAUUUUGCCCCGAGGUUGUUCUGAGC
This is a messenger RNA of Mesorhabditis belari, 513 nucleotides long. Lineage: Eukaryota; Metazoa; Nematoda; Chromadorea; Rhabditida; Rhabditidae. The record is from the annotation of a GenBank genome assembly.